This is a messenger RNA of Strongyloides ratti, 261 nucleotides long. Its product is annotated as Zinc finger, C2H2 domain-containing protein. The transcript has 2 exons. Bases 1 to 261 code for a protein of 86 amino acids. The record is from RefSeq and is a predicted model, not a curated record. Lineage: Eukaryota; Metazoa; Nematoda; Chromadorea; Rhabditida; Strongyloididae.
AUGCCUAUUAGUGGAAAAGAACCCCAUAAAAAAAUUCCAUUUAUUAGUCCAAUGGUUAGAGUUUCAAAUCUUAAAAAUGAUGCAAAAGAAUUUAUAAAGAAAAAAUGUAUUGAGUGCGGUGAGCGUUUUGAUAGUACAAUAAAAUAUCAAGAACAUUUGGUUGUUCAUGAUUUAGUAAAUUUAUGCUAUACUAUUGUUUCAGAUGAAAAGAUAACCGGUAGAUCUGUUCCUAAAUUAGACAUGUCAUGCAAUAGUUUAUGA